This is a messenger RNA of Durio zibethinus, 998 nucleotides long. The record is from RefSeq and is a predicted model, not a curated record. NCBI's taxonomy places the organism in Eukaryota, Viridiplantae, Streptophyta, Magnoliopsida, Malvales, Malvaceae.
CAUUGACAUGGAAGUCAGUUCAUACUCCAACUUCUUCUGCAACUCCAUAAGCUCUCCUCCACACCCAAUAGAGUUUGAGUUCCAAAUGUCUUCAGUCUCCAUGGAAAGAAAGCCCAUAACCUCCCCGGCUGAUGAGCUCUUUUACAAAGGUAAGCUUCUACCACUUCACCUCCCUCCACGGCUGCAAAUGAUCAAAAAACUCCUGCAAAAUUCGAAUUCUGUUUAUGAAGACAGGAAAGAUAACUUCGAAGAAUUCUAUAGCACCCCAUUAACCUCUACUGUCACAACACCUACAACAACCAGCACUCCAUUUGAAUCCUGCAAUAUCUCACCUUGUGAAUUCUGUCACGUUAGUAGAGAGCUGAAUCCAGAAGAGUAUUUCUUUGAGUGCUUAACACAAGUAAGCGGCUGCAUUGGUGAAAACCCUAAGAAGUCUUGGACCAAAAAGUUUAAGCUGACCAAGCAGUCCUCCAUUGGUUCAAAACUGAAGGCUUCCAGGGCUUAUCUGAAAUCUUUGUUUGACACAGGUUGUUCAAAUGAGUCCUGUGCAGCCGCAAAAGUUGCCGCUGAAGGGUCAGUUUCAAAAGCGAAAGAAAGAUUGGAUAGAUACAUGAAAUCAAGAAACAAAGAUCCAUUCGGGCAAAUCCAUCAGGACAAAUAUCAAAUCUCAACUGCUGUAAUGAGAAGUUUUGACGAAAAAAAGAUUACUGAGAACAAUGCCAAUCGCCAUAGGAGAUCGUUUUCUCUGGCUAUCAAACGACAUUCAACAAACAAGUCUUCUUCCACUUCCUCAUCAUCUGGCUCUUCUUCAUCUUCCUGCUCAAAUGACUCGAAUGGUUUUCAGUACUUGCAAUUUCUUAAAAGAAGCAGCAGCGUGAAUUUAGAGACUGAGAGUCCAAUUCAGGGAGCAAUUGCACAUUGCAAGCAGUCUCAGCAGUUGAUGAGGUCAAGAAAGACUGUUAGUUAAGUUGAGUUCUACUCAUUGUCAGCUUCCUGUA